Messenger RNA from Menidia menidia (Atlantic silverside), 1202 nucleotides. Lineage: Eukaryota; Metazoa; Chordata; Actinopteri; Atheriniformes; Atherinopsidae. The record is from the annotation of a GenBank genome assembly.
AAUUGGCACCUCUGCCUUUGUUUGUUUCCUGUGGAUGGAGCUCCAUUCACAGUGCAGCUGAAGGACGGCCCAUAACCAAUCAGCACAAAGCACACAUAACUCACUUCCUGGUGUUUUCUCCUUAUUUGGUAGGAGAGGCUGUCCUUAUUUUAGAAGGGUGGAAAAUGGUGGAAAGGGAAGUCAAACAGCUGCCGUAGACGGAGGGACAACAGCAGUUUUAUCUCUGCCUCCUGACUCACUUGGUGUGGAUCUUGACAGAAGACAAAUAAAAGAGAUGGCUGAGGCUGGACAAAUCAAGAAAACGGCAGCUAAAGUGCUGUGCUGCGUGGAGAAGGUUUCGUCCUUCGCCUCCUCCAUUGACCCCAUAUUCGGUGUUGUUUCCUCCCUGGUUGGAGUGGCUCGCAAGGGGUUGAUGGAUGACGAAGGCCACGCUUUAGAUAAGGACUUCCAGGAAAUCCACACCAAACUGGAAAGCAUCUCCAAGAAAAACCAACUCUGUCUGAGGAAAAUCCGCAUUGACGAGGUGAAUGAAACUUUUGGCAAAUACGAGGAGUUCAUCAAACACCAGUACAAUGCCUUCAACAACAUGGUGGCACAGGUUAAGAAAGAUCCAGGCAAAACCCAGCAGUACAUGACUACCUUUGAGAAGAUUUAUGAGAGAGACAAGUCUGACAUUAGCCUGGAUGUGUACUACCGCGGUGUGAUGGGGACAAACGCGCUGUUCGGGAGACCUCUCCUCAAAGUCUACCUGGACAACUGCGAUGGCGAUCGUAAAACCAUGGAGCACCACUGCUCCCACAUCGCCCACCUGUUCCACAUGGGCCUCAUCGCCCUGAUGGGCUACACGGCUGUUACAGAGGACGACGAGGAUGAGGUGCGGGAGAAGUGGGCCAAGAGGGUGGGAGACAUCCAGGACAAGAUGCAGGAGGUGCUCAGCCAAUGCAAAGACGAAUCAUCCUGAACACAGAGAAAAAUAUAAGUCAUGUCAUGAUUUAAAACAAAUACAAAAACCAAAGUGACGCUACAAGUGUGUACCUAACUUGAGGCUGUUGUUCAUGUCGAUGCAAUCUAGUUUUUGUUUUGACAAUGUAUGAUAUUUUCAAAGUGAGCACUAUGGCUUCCUGUUGCUUUUUGUCACACCAAUAAAUGCUGAAGAGGAAUAUCUUAAAGAAUAUCUUUAAAAAAAUAAAUUAUUAUCUGAG